UUUUCAGACAUCAACGAAGCUCUGUAUUUCAUGCUUAACGAGCGCGAUUUAUAUCAGUUUCAUAUGCUUUGUAGUGUUUACCUCUCUCUCAACUAUAUCAAUACUAAAGCUUCAUACUCUCUGGAAAAGAUAUGGAAUCCGCUGCCGGGACAGCCGAUGAUUCCGGCAACAUGCCGCACAAAGUUGUUGCGGUUGCCGCCGGUGAAGCUCAUACUUUGGCUCUCUCUGGGGAUGGGUACGUGUAUUCAUGGGGCAGGGGAAUGUUUGGGAGACUCGGGACUGGUUCAGAAUCCGACGAGAUUUUCCCGGUUCGGGUCAAGUUCCAGAACUCAGAGCUUAAGCUUAUAGCUGUCGCUGCUGGCGCUUAUCAUAGUCUUGCUCUUGCAGAUGAUGGAUCAGUUUGGUCUUGGGGUUAUAACGUAUAUGGUCAACUUGGUCUACAUGGGGAGAAUUCUUUGGCACCUCAAUUGAUGGAGCGGUUUCUUGAAUUGGGCUCCCCUGGUCAAUCAAAAGAUGAGUUAGAGACGAAGAGUAAAGCACCCUUUAAGAUUUGUGCAGUCAAGGCUGGAGGAAUGACUUCUCUUGCUAUUGAUAAUCUUGGAGCCCUUUGGAUGUGGGGCAAUUAUCCACAGGAGAAUAACAAUGGUGACGGAAGCUUGACAUUUGUGAGUUGUUUUACUCCAACUCCUGUUUGGGAUUUUCACGGCCAUACUGUUGUUAAGGUUGCAUGUGGAAAUGAGCAUGUUGUAGCCUUAGUCAGUGCUGGAGAAAGGCAUAAAGGUGAUGAUCUCCUAUGCUACUCUUGGGGUGGCAACGGCCAUGGCCAAUUAGGACUAGGAGAUACAGAGAGUAGGGCUCGUCCUGAAAUUGUUGGAACGUUUAGCCAGGACAUUCAAUGGACGGUUUAUGAGGUAGCAUGUGGUGCCUUCCACACUGCUUUGCUUACUCGUAAAAAGAGACCAAGUGACACACUUGAGAGUAUGUGUUGGACGUUUGGCCUUGGGGACAGGGGGCAACUUGGGCAUGGAACCACCCGAAGUGCAUUGGUUCCUGAACCUGUGAAAGAGUUACCGCAGCCUGUAUACCUGGUUUCUGUUGACUGUGGAUUGUUUCACACUAGUGUUGUUUCAUCAGCCGGAGAUGUGUGGUCAUGGGGAAUGGAAAAGGGUCUAGGUCUAUGCCCCGAUGCUAGUUUUACAGGAACAGAUUCAGGUGACGCCAUUUCUCCCCUACGGAUACACGGACCUAAAUUUAAUGAUCCGGUUCAAGUAUCUUGUGGAGCUGCACAUACUGUUCUUGUUGCACAUGAUGGAUACAAGCUAUGGUCCUGGGGCAGGGGAAGGAGUGGAGUUCUUGGAAAUGGUAAAACUGUUGACUGUUUCAGCCCAACAAUCGUGCUGUGGCCUCCACUGAAUGAGGAUUUCAAGCAAGAAGAGCUGAAUCAGGAUGAUAAAAUUGUAGAUCAAAAGGGUUCUGAUGGAGUCUCGGAGAUGGAGAAGAAGUUAUCUUUGGCCAUGGAAGAGAUGAAGCUCCUCCAAUCAAAACUUUCCACCAUGGAACGCUAUGCAAGCAUACUUCAUGGUUCAAUCUUUGGUAAACCUUUUGAAGUGCAAGAUAUUCCGAUCUCGUUGCAGAACUCUGGCACUUUUGAUAUUGCAAGGGAAUGGGAAAACAUGUUGGAGUCAUCAGAUCGUAGCGGGCUUGUUAGGUUGGAAUUGUUCUACCGAAACAUGCUGACAGGUGUCAAGGAUAAGAUUUUGAAGAAACGGAUCCAGGAGUUAAUAAAGGAGUGCCUUCCUUCUUCAGCACAAGGAAAAUAGUGAUGUAAAAUCAUAAUAAAACAACAGAGGCAUUGGUACAUUCAGCAUUUUAUUUACUGUGAUAAGCUUCCCCUAUUACAGGUACAAAAUACUAUUUCCUCUUUCUCAUUUUUUAUAAUAAGUAAUAUUUAUUAUUGUAAAGGUUAUGGCAUUGAUUGGUUUGCUAUAUAUAUAAUAAGAUUGAUAGUUUAUUACUUUUGCUUA
Gossypium raimondii (Peruvian cotton) is the source of this 2024-nucleotide messenger RNA. RefSeq names its product ultraviolet-B receptor UVR8. The transcript is spliced from 5 exons. Bases 132 to 1820 code for a protein of 562 amino acids. Lineage: Eukaryota; Viridiplantae; Streptophyta; Magnoliopsida; Malvales; Malvaceae. The record is from RefSeq and is a predicted model, not a curated record.